Messenger RNA from Mesorhabditis spiculigera, 906 nucleotides. Lineage: Eukaryota; Metazoa; Nematoda; Chromadorea; Rhabditida; Rhabditidae. The record is from the annotation of a GenBank genome assembly.
AUGGAGUCCUCCGAGGGCCGUACCAAGGCCUACAAAUUUGUCGCGUACACGGCGGUCAGCUUCGCCGUCGUCGCCCUUCUCUCCGUCGUCUGCACCCUGCCCAUGGUGUACAACUACGUUGCCCAUGUACGCCGGCAGAUGCAGCACGAGCUCCAGUUCUGCAAGGGCUCCGCCCGCGACAUCUUCGACGAGGUCAACCAGAUGAAGCACGCCGCCGUGGUCCACCGCAACAGGACCACCCGCCAGGCCGGCGGAUACGGUGCCCCCGUUGUCAACCCCGAGCCCGAGUUCACCUGCGAUGGGUGCUGCUUGCCCGGCCCGCCCGGAGCUCAGGGAGCCCCUGGACGCCCUGGAAAGCCUGGUCGCCCCGGUGCCCCCGGAGCCCCUGGAGCCCCUGGAAAGCCGCCGCUUGCCCCCUGCGAGCCGACCACCCCGCCCCCGUGCAAGCCUUGCCCCCAGGGACCCCCCGGCCCACCCGGACCCCCUGGAGCCCCCGGAGACCCCGGAGAGGCCGGAACCCCUGGACGCCCCGGAUCCGACGCCUCGCCUGGACUCCCCGGACCCCGUGGACCCAACGGACCCCCCGGAGAAGCUGGAGCCCCUGGACCUGCUGGAGAGCCCGGAGUGCCCGCCCAAAGCGAGCCCCUCACCCCCGGACAGCCCGGAGAGCCCGGAGAUCAAGGACCCACUGGACCCCCCGGCCCUCCCGGAGCCCCCGGAAAGGACGGACCCCCCGGCCCACCCGGACCGAAGGGAGCCCCCGGACCCGAUGGACCCCCCGGAGCCGAUGGAGGCGUCGGUCCGGCUGGACCCCCCGGACCCGCUGGAUCGGGCGGAGAGAAGGGUAUCUGCCCCAAGUACUGCGCCAUCGACGGAGGCAUCUUCUUCGAGGACGGAACUCGCCGU